AUGGCCCUCAUAGAAGAUACAGAUUUUUAUCCCUCGACUCCUAAUGAUAUUAUACCCAUACAACCGGCAUUAAUAUAUCCCACGUCGAGAGGUAGCUCACAAGGCAGAAAUCUUUUCAAGGAUAAUGAAAUAAUUUAUGUCAAAUUAUUAAAUCGUCAAGGAUAUCGUCCAAGGAAGUUGAAACACAUUGACGACGGCAAUGAAGUCCAGAUGAAAGAUAUCUUCUUUGUUAAGGCCCUUACUAAUGGUCAAUUUAGCACAGAUCGCUUGAAAGUAUAUCGCCUACCCGAAUUUUAUGCAAUAAAUGUUUAUAAAAAGGGUGAAUUAAUGGCAGACAGUAAUUGA
Messenger RNA from Musca vetustissima, 345 nucleotides. RefSeq lists its product as uncharacterized. The record is from RefSeq and is a predicted model, not a curated record. The transcript has a single exon. The coding region runs from base 1 to 345 and encodes 114 amino acids. NCBI's taxonomy places the organism in Eukaryota, Metazoa, Arthropoda, Insecta, Diptera, Muscidae.